AUGCGAUUCGGAAAGACGCUGCGGCAAGCCAUUUACGCGCCGUGGAAGGACAAGUAUAUCGACUACGCGAAGCUCAAGAGCCUGCUGCGGGAGGACAAGUACGAUGACGACGACGUCGCGUGGACUGAGGAGGACGAGAACCGCUUUUGCGAAGAGAUCUUCAACACCCAACUCGAGAAGGUUGCCCGAUUCCAGGAGCAGACUUUCAACGGCCUGAAGGAUCGUAUCGACGCCGCGUUCGAGAAGCUCAAGGAGCUGGCGCCGCCGCCCAGCGAAGAUGAACAGGAUGGACCCGAGAACGUCAAGAAAGCCGAUGCCGCGACGGCGCAGAAGCUCAGGGACAUCGAGGCGGAGCUCGACAAGAUCACGACCGAUAUCUCGGAACUGAAGAAGUACAGCAACAUCAACUAUACGGGCUUCCUGAAGAUCGUCAAGAAGCACGACCGCAAGCGCGGCGACCGCUACAAGGUCCGGCCCAUGAUGCAGAUGAGGCUGUCGCAGCGGCCCUUCAACUCGGAACAGAGCUACUCGCCGCUUCUCAACAAGCUGUCCAUCAUGUACUACGCCAUCCGUCAGCAGCUCGACGAGGGCGGCGCUGACCAGCAGCCUCUGGAUCUCGAGAGCCAGGGCGAAACGCACAACGGCGAGAGGUACACCGCUCACAAAUUCUGGGUUCACCCAGACAACCUGCUGGAGGUGAAGACGUACAUUAUGAGACGACUCCCCGCGCUUGUCUACAGCGAGCAGUCAGCCAAGGAGCUCGACGGCACCAACGAUCCUACCAUUACCUCGCUGUAUUUCGACAGCCCCAAGUUUGACCUGUACGGAAAGAAAGUGGAGCCCAAGUCUGAGGCCUCUUCCCUGCGCGUGCGGUGGUACGGACAAUUGAGCUCGAAGCCUGACCUGUUCAUUGAGCAGAAAAUUGUCGCGGAGCAGGGCUCGAGCGAGGAGCGCAAGUUCUCCAUCAAGGACAAGUAUAUCAAGCCGUUCAUCGACGGCACGUACAAGAUGGAGAAGACUGUGCAGAAGAUGGAACGUCAGGGGCAGCCGGCGGAGGAGAUUGAGAACUUCAAGAAUACCGUCCAGACCCUGCAGUCCUUUGUCCAGGAAAACAAGUUGCAGCCCGUCCUGCGCGCCAACUACGCCCGCACUGCCUUCCAGAAGCCUGCCGACGAUCGUGUGCGCAUCUCCAUCGACACUGAGGUUGCCUUCAUCCGCGAAGACACCCUGGACCGCGACCGGCCGUGCCGUGACCCGGCAGAGUGGCACCGCAUCGAUAUCGACGGGCGUGGCCUGACCUACCCGUUCAAGGAUAUCAACCAGAGCGAGGUUUCCCGCUUCCCCCAUGCCAUUCUCGAGAUUAAGCUGAAGGAGGACCCCAAUCGGAAGCGUCCGGCGUGGAUCGCCGAUCUCAUGGCAUCCCACCUGGUGCAUCCCGCCCCCCGCUUCUCCAAGUUCGUCCACGGUGUCGCCUCCCUGUUCGAGGACUACGUCAACAGCCUGCCCUUCUGGCUGAGCGACCUGGAGGGCGACAUCCGCAAGGAUCCCCAGCAGGCUUUCGAAGCCGAAGAACAGCGUCGCGCGCAACGUGCUGAGGAUGAAAUGGCUGUUGGCAGCUUCUUGGGCAACAAAGUUAGUUCCUACAAGGUGUCCAAGAGUUCGCCGGCCGGCACAUCGCAUCUCGCCAACCGUAUGGCGGCAGAGGCGAGCGCGCGCUCCAGGCAGGCUGGCACCGCUGAGAGUCAGCAGGCCAACACUACCGGCCAGCAGAGCGGCGAAGGCAGCCAACAGCGCAGCUACGGCACCCUGUCAUCUGUCCUCCCCGGCUUUUCGCUCUCGAAAUAUUCCAAGGCCAAGAGGGCCCAGAGAAGCCGGGUGCAGCUGCCCGAGGGUGUCGUUGAGCCGACCCAAUGGCUCAAGAACUCGGGCGAGCUCAAGAUCGAGCCCAAGGUGUGGCUGGCCAACGAGCGCACGUUCCUCAAGUGGCAGCACAUCUGCAUCCUUCUGGGCGCUCUGGCCGUGUCUCUGUACACAGCAGCGGGCGAGAAUGCCCUUGCCGAGAUGAUGGGUAUCGCCUACAUUUUGAUUGCAAUUUUCGCCGGCGUGUGGGGUUAUACGAUGAUGCACACGAGGAGGACGAUGAUCAUCGACCGCAGCGGGAAGGACUUUGACAACCUCGUCGGACCCUUGAUCAUCAGCGUCGCGUUAAUGAUUGCCCUGAUUCUGAAUUUUGUAUUUGCUUAUCAAGCUGCGGUCGACAAGCUGGACGUCGACAAGGUCCUAGGUGUCACCAACGUCACUGGCGAGCCCAUCCGCCAGGAACUCAUUUAA
Colletotrichum karsti is the source of this 2331-nucleotide messenger RNA. RefSeq names its product VTC domain-containing protein. NCBI's taxonomy places the organism in Eukaryota, Fungi, Ascomycota, Sordariomycetes, Glomerellales, Glomerellaceae. The coding region runs from base 1 to 2331 and encodes 776 amino acids. The transcript is spliced from 2 exons. Gene Ontology annotation, cellular component: fungal-type vacuole membrane; vacuolar transporter chaperone complex. The record is from RefSeq and is a predicted model, not a curated record.